AUGGGCUCGUUGUCCGCCUUCCAAAUUCCGGCCUCGGUGCAGCAACUGAUCGCCGGGGAUUACGACGACAGCUCCGCCAAGCCGGAAAACCUGCAAAAACCAAGCUCCCAGCAGCGCCUGGAAAAGUUGGCCGUGCCCAAGUCCUACGAAUUGACGCUGAAGGUAAAUCUGCCCGGCUACGGCGUCGAUUUUGACGAGAAGGAGGUGCUGAAAACGACGGGAUGUGUCGAGAUUUCGAUCUCCAUCCCAAAAGCCACCUCCUACAUCGAGCUCCACGCCAAGACGCUCACUUUCCAUCGUGCCGCACUGAAGAAUGGGGAUGGAGAGCGCGUCCUACACGCGGAAUCCGAUACCGAAGGCAAGGUGGCGUUGAGUGACGGGAAGGAGAUUCCGGCUGGGGACUAUACGCUUACGAUCAUCUACACGGGCGCGGUGUCGAGCGGGCUCGGCGGCCUCUACCAGGCCCAUUUCAAGGGGCGAAAUGGGGAGGAUCGGGUUCUGGCAACGACCCAGAUGUGCCCGAUGGACGCGCGGACGAUGGUGCCCUGUUUCGACGAACCGGCUUUUAAGUGUGAAUGGAAGCUGUCGAUUUUGCACCCCCACAAGUCGAGGGCCAUCUCCAAUGGCAGCGAGGAUGCCGUCGUCGACGCGGUGCCCGGGUUGUCCGGCUGGAAGUUGACUUCAUUCGAGCGUACGCCCCGGAUGUCUUCGUACUUGCUGGCGCUCGUCAUCUGCGAUUUCACGCCGAUUCAGGGACAUACAAAUAGAGGAACGCAGUUCCGCAUCUUCACGCAAGAAGGAAUGGGCAAUCAGGCGAAAUUCGCCCUGGAAGCGGGUAUCCGGUGUCUGGAGUGCUACGAACAUCUCUUCGGCAUCCCGUUCCCCCUCAAGAAACAGGACAUGAUCGCGAUCCCCGACUUUUCGUUCGGCGCUAUGGAGAACUGGGGCCUUGUCACCUACCGAGAAACGAUGCUGCUCUUCGACGACAACGUCGGCACCUCAUUCGAAAAAGACCGCGUGGCCAGCAUUGUCGCCCAUGAGCUGGCGCAUCAGUGGUUCGGCAACCUGGUGACGAUGGAAUAUUGGGAUGACGUGUGGCUGAACGAGGGCUUCGCCACCUUCGUCCAAUAUUUUGGCCUCCACGCCGUUGACGCUGGGUUCCGGAAUUGGGAAACAUUCCUCGGCAACACGCAGAAUAUCGCCUUCGACGUCGACUCGCUCGCCUCGGCCCAUCCGCUGUCGUUUAAGGCCGACUCGCUGCAGAAGAUCGAGGAGAGCUUCGACGCGUUGACGUACAAAAAGGGCGCCUCGGUGAUCAAAAUGUUGUGGCACACGCUGUCCCACGAGAAAUUCCUCGAGGGCCUGCAGAACUACCUCCGCAAGUACUCGUACUCGAACGCCACCUCCGAUCAGCUGUGGGCCGAAUUUGCAAGUGUUGGCCGCGGGGAUUACGGUGGAAUCUCGUUCGUGGAAUUGGCUCGCCAGUGGACUUCGCAGAUCGGCUACCCGUUGAUUACUGUAGACCGUGUGGGUGAGGGCCAUUUCGAGCUGUCCCAACACCGUUUCUACCUCUCGAAGACGCUCAACCCGAAAUACCCGCAGGACAGCUUUGAGACGCAAUGGCACAUUCCGCUGUUCUACAGUGCUGACGGCAAGGAGCAUUUUGCCGUACUCGCGCCAAACCAAAAGCUACGCGUCGAUACUACGGACGGGCGAUUCCCGAUUGUGAACAUCGAGGGGCGGAGCUUCUGCCGGGUGACAUACGGUGUCGACGGAUGGGCACAGAUCAAGCAGAGGAUCCAGAAAGGGGAGCUCGACACGCUGACCCGUUCGCGCAUCAUCAACGACGUGUUCGCCUGCGCUCGCCAGGGUGCCGUACCGUAUGCCGUGGCGCUUGGAUUCGAUGACCUGCUGUCCGGGGAGAAGGAGUCGGUGCCGAUGCGACAGCUCCUCAAUGGCCUGCUGUCCGUCUACCAGCGCUUCCCGGGAGAACAACAAGUUCAGGGUCAUAUUCAGAAAGUGCUGAACCGCGUGCUGGGCCCACUACAAAAGGAGAUUAGCCUUGACGACGUGGCCAAGCUGGAUCGAGAAAUCGCCACCGCUUUCCAGUCACAGUACGCGACGCGACUCGUCGAAGCCGAGUGCGAGCUGAACCGGGCCGAGUGUACGGGACGCUACGUUGACGCGUAUCGCCAUGGCGUACUCGAGACGACGGCCGACGGGAAGAUGGCCAGCCAGGCGAGCAGGGUCGGGCCAAUUUUGCGGAAUCUCGUCUACAACACGGCCAUCUACGGUGGAAAUGAUGAGGACUACGAGAAGACGUGGAAUUUGUAUAUGAGAGAAGCGAACCAAUCGGAGCGCGUGAAGCUGUUGACGGCGUUGUGCUACAGCAAGGAUUUGGAGAAGGCCAGGACGCUGCUCCGCAAAUCCGUCGACGUCGGCUCGCGCGACAUUCGUCAGCAGGACAUUAAGAUCGUCUUCGGCGCGUUCACCGAAAACCCGGCCGUUGCCCCGAAACUCCUGGACCUCUUCUUCGAGGAGUACGACUUCAUCUACAAAAACUUGUCGACGUCGUCGCGCGAGCUGAACGACGUGGUGAUGGGCAGUUUGGAGUGGCUGACCAGGGAGCAGGUCGAAAAGGUGAAAUCCUUCCUGACUGCCCAUCCGGAAGUGCGUGAAAUUGGCUCCUUCGAGAAACAGCUCAUCGCCACGGCUACCAAGCUGGAGUGGAAGGACAAAUUCGGCGGCCAGGUGGCCGACUACUACGCCAAAAAAGCCGCUGAAAUUCAG
Mesorhabditis spiculigera is the source of this 2790-nucleotide messenger RNA. The record is from the annotation of a GenBank genome assembly. NCBI's taxonomy places the organism in Eukaryota, Metazoa, Nematoda, Chromadorea, Rhabditida, Rhabditidae.